AUGCUCCCAAACCCCUAUGAGUGUACAACUAACUCGGGAUUUGGACGGUUAUACGCCUUCAGUGACACACUUCACCGGCAUGAAAUGAGUCACCAUAGCCUAAGAUUCGAUGGUGGAAGGGAUCGAGCUCAUAGGAUUACUGUCAAGACAUUUCGGGCAUGCUUCAAGUGUGCAAGAGCAAGAGUGAGAUGUAGCGGAGGUGCCCCAUGUAUCCGUUGCGAUAAUCGCUCUCUCGAAUGCCAGUAUCCUACCGAAAGACGCUCUAAAUCCAAGGCAACGGAACCCGCAUCUCAGAAGCUACCUAUCUCCAAGGGCGAUGAGCCGCGUUUCCACGAUUUAUCACAAGCCAUUGCUUGUUCCAACUAUAGUUUUAAUGCAUUUCCAGAGGCAUUGGAUGUAGUAUCACAUUCUCUGCCCCUUAACCAUCGAAUGGCCGAUUUACAAACACAAUCCAGUGGACUGGGCCCUUCGAGCAACCCUCCAGGAACCUUAGCAAAUUUAGGAUUCUGUGAGAUUGCCGAUGGCGAACUGGAUGGUAUCAAAGAAGGGAGUCUUUUGGAACCGGAAAUAUUUAAAAUGUUUAGCCUAACUUCACUUCUGUCCCAGACUUGCCAGGCUACUGAUGCCUCAUCUCAAUCCUCUGGUUCCCAGCAGAAUAGUUCUGUUUCUUUGGCAACUAGCAUGGGAGAUGCACAUUUUGUCGACCCUACAUUUAUGUUCGGGAAUGCUAUGAGUGGCUUUCAAUGGGGGGCGGCUGGUUCAAAUAUCGAUGCGGAAAUGGGAGACGCGAUUAACCAGCAGAUACAAUCUACUACCGAGUUUGAUUGUUCGGCGACAUCCGCUGUAAACUGGAUUUCUUCUGAUAUCAUUCUGGAUGCAAUAAACUGCCAAUCACUCCCUUUUGCACUUGCACCAGACAAAGGCAAAGACGUUUCAAUAGACAACACUUUGAUUCAGACGGCUCACUUCCCCCCGGAAGACCUAUUCAUUGCGAAAACUGUCUCCCAGCCACCUCUCGAAAAUAGAUCACAAGGUGAAAGCGACAGGCUCAGUCAACACAUUCAUGCCAUUGUCAAGGGGCUGCCUAUCCCAAAGCUUUACGAUGCAACACUGCAAUCAGCAAAUUGUUUGUACUAACAGCGAAGAAUCUCGACCGUUGGGUCAAACUUGAAAAGGAAUUCAGUGGGGUAUUCUUUG
This is a messenger RNA of Monascus purpureus, 1197 nucleotides long. The record is from the annotation of a GenBank genome assembly. NCBI's taxonomy places the organism in Eukaryota, Fungi, Ascomycota, Eurotiomycetes, Eurotiales, Aspergillaceae.